AUGGUAGCGCAGGCUGCCAAGAGCACACUGGAUAGUUGUGCACAGCAAGCACUUCGCCUCCAAGAAGAGAGGGUAGUACUGGUAGGUCGUGGAGGCCAGCAGCAUUGGGUACUAAGUGCUGCAGUUGGAUUGGCCAGUGUGCAGUUUGAACCAUCACAUUCUGACGCGGUCAAGCUUCAGGCGAUAGAUCGCGUAUCACGCUUGCUGUACAGGAUGCUUUCUCGAAAGGAUAUUGGUGAAGUGCCUCCAGCCAAUGAGGUUCUACUUCAAGAUGCACCACGCAUAGCCAAACAGAUCAAUAGUCACCCCGGCUAUUCCGCUGCAGCACUAUCAACAGAUUCUUUCGCUGACGUUGGGCUGCGCAUUGAUACCUUCGACUUCGGCGAGACAUCAGAGUGGAUGCUGGAUGACUUCUGGUUCCUCAACGAGCCGUUUGGAAGCGAAUGUCAGGCUAACCAUUUGAUUUGA
Messenger RNA from Alternaria arborescens, 468 nucleotides. RefSeq lists its product as hypothetical. The transcript is spliced from 3 exons. The coding region runs from base 1 to 468 and encodes 155 amino acids. The record is from RefSeq and is a predicted model, not a curated record. NCBI's taxonomy places the organism in Eukaryota, Fungi, Ascomycota, Dothideomycetes, Pleosporales, Pleosporaceae.